CAAGGUUUGAGGAGAGCAGAACGAUGGAGAAGCUGCAAAAGAAAGGGUUGUUUGCUGGAAUAAAGCUGAAGAAGAAGAAGAAAGGAGAGAAGGGAUUAACGAUUGCAAACAAAGGAGCAGUGGGUGAGCAUGAUGACACUGAUAGCCUACAACAGGAGUUCCUUACAGGUCAAGAUGGGGAAGAGGGCGAAAAUAUGUAUGACGACUCAGCCUCCACCAGUAGCUUUGGUGCCUCAGGGCCUCUCCAGAAGAGAGCGAAGGUGGAGUCAAAGGUCCAUGAAGGCGAGGUGAAAUCACAGAAUUAUCAGAUUGCCAUAACCAUCAUUGAAGCCCGCCAACUCGUCGGUGAGAACAUAGAUCCCGUGGUGAUUAUUGAAAUUGGCGAUGAAAAGAAGCAGACAACCGUCAAAGAAGGAACCAAUUCACCGUUUUACAAUGAAUAUUUUGUGUUUGACUUCAUUGGACCCCAAGUACAUCUGUUUGACAAAAUUAUCAAGAUCUCUGUUAUGCAUAACAAGUUGAUAGGGAGCAUAUUGAUUGGCUCCUUUAAAGUAGAUCUGGGGACCGUUUACAAUGAGCCAGGUCAUCAGUUUUGUGACAAGUGGGCCCUCCUCACAGACCCUGCGGACAUAAGGACAGGAGCCAAAGGAUAUCUGAAGUGCGACAUCAGCGUUGCAGGGAAAGGAGACACACUGCAAGCCACUCAGAAAGCAAGUGAUGCAGAAGAGCAGAUAGAGAAGAACCUCUUGAUUCCCAAAGGGUUUCCAUCAGAAAGGCCUUGGGCCAGAUUUUACGUGAGAAUCUACAAAGCUGAAGGGCUUCCCAAAAUGAACUCAAGCAUCAUGGCCAAUGUAACAAAAGCCUUCAUGGGCGACAGCAAGGACCUUGUGGAUCCAUUUGUGGUGGUCACAUUUGCAGGUCAAAUGGGUCGAACUACGGUGCAGAAGAACUGUGCCGAUCCUGUGUGGCACGAGCAGGUCGUCUUUAAGGAGAUGUUCCCCCCUCUCUGCCGAAGGGUCAAAAUCCAAGUGUGGGACGAAGGGAGCAUGAAUGACGUGGCCUUAGCCACCCACUUCAUAGACCUGAAGAAGAUCUCGAAUGAACAGGAUGGAGAUAAAGGGUUCUUGCCUACCUUUGGGCCUGCUUGGGUCAAUCUUUACGGUUCCCCCAGAAACCACACCCUGAUGGACGACCACCAAGAGCUCAAUGAAGGUUAUGGCGAAGGUGUCUCUUUCAGGGGACGGCUCUUGAUCGAGCUCGCAGUGGAGAUCCUCUCCGGGGGAGCCCACGAAUCAAAGUUUUCAAAGAUGAUCAAGGAAAUAAAGCUACCUUCCAAGGACAAAGACCCCAAAGGCUCAAAAGGAUCGGGAAAGGACAAAGACAAAGGAGCUGAAGAUGGAAAAUCUUCCCCUUCAGAUAAAACAAACUCAACAGAUGUGGAGGUGGAGCCUUUUGAUGUACCGCCUGAGAUCCACGAGGAGCAGUUUGAGGAAUUCCUUCUCUUUGGGGCCUUUUUUGAAGCUACGAUGAUCGAUAGGAAGUUUGGAGAUAAACCAAUAAGCUUUGAGGUGUCUGUUGGGAAUUUUGGCAAUGUUAUUGAUGGAGUGUCACCUGGAGCUGGGAGCAAGAAGAAAGGUCAUGAGGGAGAGGAGGAGGAAGGUACCCCUCUUCUGCAUGAGGGAACGGGAGAAGCUUCACAUGACAUUGCGGUGCCGCUGGUCUCUACCACACACCCAGAGAAGCCGCUCAUCACUGAGGGAAACAGAAACUACCUUUAUUUGCCCUAUGACGAUAAGAAGCCCUGUAUCUACAUAAAGAGUUUUUGGGGUGACCAAACUUUCAGGCUCUAUUUUUCUAACGUCCUCGAGAAAAUGGCACAUCUCCUGGAAGAAGGUUUAGAACAAGUAAGAGAUCUGAUCAAAGUUUCUGAGAUUGCCUCGGAGGAGAAAAUGAGGUCCACUUUAACGGAUUUUAUCAACCAAAGUAGGGCCUUCAUUGCGAAUGCUGAAAAGAAGCCCAAACUGAUGAAUCGGACGCCUUUGGACAAAAAGAGGCUGACGCUGUAUAAGCAAGAAUUGGAAGCGAUGUCCAAAGAUGCCAGAACAAUCAUCCAGCAGCAAAAGAAGAAGAUUCCUCUCGAAGAAAUGAUGCGCGAGACUCAGAACUACAUUGGGAAGAUCCGUUUCUUAGUCGAUGAGCCUCAGCACACGGUGCCCGAUGUCUUCAUCUGGAUGCUGAGCAACAACAAAAGAGUUGCCUACGCGAGAAUCCCAGCCAAAGACGUGCUCUACUCCCCGGUGACCGAGCAGAGAGGGAAGCACUGUGGGAAGAUUAAAACUCACUUCUUGAAAUUGCCAGGAAAACGGCCUCCUGGCUGGAACGUUCACGGAAAAGUCGACACUUACCUGUGGCUUGGCUCCGCCAAAUAUGCGCACACAAUUUUGGACAACUUGCCUAUUGGAUAUGAAACAGAAACACCUUUUGGAGCAAGCGCAGGACAUCACGGCAGCCCUCCACCUGUUAGCCUGGUUUACAGAACCAAGAAUGUUUUCCAGCUGAGAGUUCACAUGUAUCAGGCCAGGGGUCUAAUCGCAGCCGACAGCAGUGGACUUUCUGAUCCCUUUGCCAAAGUCACUUUUGUUUCGCACUGCCAGACCACGAAGAUCAUUCAACAAACUUUGUCUCCAACCUGGAAUCAAAUGCUGCUGUUUAAUAAUAUUCUGCUUCACGGGGAUGGAAAAGAAAUUGCCGAAUUCCCCCCAGUGAUUGUCGUAGAGCUCUAUGAUGACGAUGCAGUGGGUAAAUCAGAAUAUAUUGGCUCCACGGUUGCUGCCCCUGUGACAACAUUGGUUGGUCAGAAAUAUGAGCCACCUAAACUUAGUUACCACCCAGUGUACUUUGGAAAUAUUUCUGGAGGGGACCUCCUUGCUGCAUUUGAGUUGCUGCAGAUCUCCGAUUCCGGCCCUGAAAACCUCCCACCUGUGGAUCCUGCAGAUGCCAGUAUGAUCUACCCAGUCCCAGCCAACAUCAGGCCUGUCUUGAGUAAAUACAGGGUAGAGGUUCUCUUCUGGGGUCUCCGUGAACUGAAGAAGGUGCAGCUCCUUUCUGUGGAUCGCCCACAAGUUCUCAUUGAAUGUGCCAGCAAAGGGGUGAAAUCGUGUGUCAUCCAGAGCUACAAAAACAAUCCCAAUUUCAAUGUCCAGGCAGACUGGUUUGAAGUGGAACUGCCUGAAAACGAACUGCUGCACCCGCCUCUUAGCAUCUGUGUAGUUGACUGGAGAGCCUUUGGACGCAGCACUUUGGUUGGAACCCACACCAUCAAUUGCCUGAAGCAGUUUCUGUAUAAGCCUAAAGAACUGCCAGCCACACCAGCAAAAGAGCCCGACAUUGUGGAAAUCGACAAAGCUUCACCCGCUCCAGCACAACUUCAGUCGCCUCAGCCUGAAGAGUCUUCAGCAGAUCAUGUCUAUAUUGACGUGGAACAUGGUGAGCCCGUGUUUGCCGUGCCAGAGCCAGAGCCAUCGGCUCCAUCGCCUCUGCCAGCACCUUCGCUGAAACCUGCUUCUCCUCCUACCUCGGCACCUGCAAAAGACGAGAAGCAAAAAGGCUCAAGGAAAUCAACUCGGCGCUCCACCAAGAGGAAAAAGAGGACAAUGGCUGAUGAAUCGGCUGAAAAUGUUAUUGAUUGGUGGUCAAAGUAUUACGCCUCUGUACAAAAAGGACAAAGGGCAAAAGUGCUCGAUUUCAGUGAAGGAAAGCCAGGAAACGCGAAACAGACCUCUGGCCACGUAGCACUGAGCAUUGAAGACGAGCCAGACAGAAAGAAGAAAGACAAGUUGCUCAAGAAGAAAGUGAAGGAGGCCCCUCCGAAUCUAGCAACCCUGGAGAUCUACGAUGGUGAUUUGGAGAGUGAAUUUAACAACUUUGAAGACUGGGUGAAAACGUUUGAACUCUUCCGAGGCAAGUCCACUGACGAAGAUCACAGCGACUAUGAGGACAGGAUCAUAGGGAAGUUUAAGGGCUGUUUCUGCAUAUACAAAAGUCCAGAAGACGGCUGCUCAGGAGACGGAGGCCAGCCGAGGAUCCUGCAGGGCAUCCCUCCCAACCACUCUGUGAAAGUUCUCAUCAGAGUAUACGUUGUCGCAGCAUUUAAUCUUAGUCCAGCUGAUCCAGAUGGCAAAUCAGAUCCUUAUAUUGUGCUUAGGUUGGGAAAAACAGAAAUUAAAGACAGAGACAAUUAUAUUCCGAAGCAGCUGAACCCAGUUUUUGGAAGGUCGUUUGAAAUCCAGGCAACUUUCCCCAAGGAAUCCCUGCUUUCAGUCCUGAUCUACGACCAUGACUUGAUUGGUUCUGAUGACCUCAUUGGAGAAACAAAAAUCGAUUUGGAAAACCGUUUUUACAGCAGACAUCGAGCUACCUGUGGGUUGCAGAGCCAAUAUGAAAUUGAAGGGUAUAAUGCCUGGCGAGAUGCCACCAAGCCAACCGAGAUCCUGACCAAGCUCUGCAAAGAAAACAAGCUGAGUGGGCCCUACAUGCAACCUGGGAAGAUACAAGUGGGCGACAAGGUCUUUACAGGGCAGACUGUCUUCCAGGCAGAUGAAAAUGAGGAGCCAGUGGAAUCCUAUGAACACCUUGCUCUGAAGGUUUUGCGUUCCUGGAACGACAUCCCUGGGGUUGGAUGCAAGCUGGUGCCCGAACACAUUGAGACGCGGCCGAUAUACCACAAAGAUAAGCCCGGCAUGGAGCAGGGCCGUGUGCAGAUGUGGGUGGACAUGUUUCCGAAGGAUAUGCCUCUCCCAGGGCCGCCGGUUGACAUUUCACCCAGAAAACCCAAAGGUUAUGAACUGAGAGUGAUAAUCUGGAAUACAGAAGAUGUCAUUUUAGAGGAUGAGAAUAUCUUCACUGGGCAAAAAUCAAGUGACAUUUAUGUAAAAGGGUGGGUGAAAGGCCUGGAAGAUGACAGGCAGGAGACGGAUGUGCAUUACAACUCUUUGACCGGAGAAGGGAACUUCAACUGGCGCUUCGUGUUCCCAUUCCAUUAUCUCCCGGCCGAGAAGCAAGUGGUGGUCAGCAAGAGGGAGAACAUAUUUUCCUUAGAGAAGACGGAACGCAAAAUCCCUGCAGAACUGGUGCUCCAGGUGUGGGAUUUCGAAAGGCUUUCCUCCGAUGACUUCCUUGGCUCCCUUGAAAUGAACCUGAAUGGCUUUCCUCGAGCCGCCAAGUCAGCCAAGGCCUGCGACAUAAACAUGGUCAUGGCAACAAGUGAGGAGAACAAGAUUUCCAUAUUUCAGCAGAAGAGGGUCAGAGGCUGGUGGCCUUUUGUCAAAGCUGGAGAGCUCACAGGCAAAGUGGAAGCUGAGUUCCAUUUAGUCACGGCAGAGGAAGCCGAGAAAAAUCCCGUGGGCAAAGCUCGGAAGGAGCCGGAACCUUUGGAAAAACCCAACCGGCCAGACACUUCCUUCUCCUGGUUUGUGAAUCCUUUCAAGUGCUUUUUCCAUCUCAUCUGGAGAAAUUACAAGAAAUACAUCAUCAUCGCCCUAUUCCUACUUAUCCUGGUUGUAUUCUUAGUACUUUUCAUCUACACUCUGCCUGGCGCCAUCAGCCGUAGGAUUGUUGUAGGGAGUUCUUAGGAGAGCUCUCUGCUCCAUUAUGGCACG
Messenger RNA from Lacerta agilis (Sand lizard), 5657 nucleotides. It is a transcript of the gene FER1L6, whose product is annotated as fer-1 like family member 6. The transcript has 41 exons. Gene Ontology annotation, cellular component: membrane. The coding region runs from base 24 to 5630 and encodes 1868 amino acids. Lineage: Eukaryota; Metazoa; Chordata; Lepidosauria; Squamata; Lacertidae. Gene Ontology annotation, biological process: plasma membrane organization. The record is from RefSeq and is a predicted model, not a curated record.